Molecule: messenger RNA, 1130 nt
Organism: Bactrocera tryoni
Lineage: Eukaryota; Metazoa; Arthropoda; Insecta; Diptera; Tephritidae
Gene: TFAM
Product: transcription factor A, mitochondrial
Exons: 3
Coding region: 98-1009 (303 amino acids)
Molecular function (GO): transcription cis-regulatory region binding
Source: RefSeq, a predicted model, not a curated record
ACAAUUAAAUCGAAGUGAAGUCACCACGCUUUCGCCGCUAUUGCUGUUUGACAUUUGCCUGACAAUUGUCAUUUCGUUGCGCGUUUCCUUAUACAAAAUGCUGCUCACGGCCCCACUCCUAUCGAAGUCUACCUUUUUUGGGUCUUUGGUUAAUAAAUGCAGGCAAGUGAUAAAAAAUCAACCGUCCAAGUCUUCCAACAUUAAUGACAGACAAACGAACAAGAUUAACGAUUUACAAUCAUCAAAUUCUUUCACUGCCACACACUCCGUAACUGCUCCUAUCUCCAUCUCCUCUACCGACAGGCCAGCGGCCAUUGCCAACUUCAGUGUAUCCACAAAUGUCACAACAUCUGUACGCACACUUGAAGAGAAACUUGGUCUACCACCACGACCAAAGAAACCGCUCACACCCUACUUUCGCUACAUGCAGGAGCAACGUCCCAAAAUACUUGCGGAAAAUCCAAAAUUCAGCACCACCGACAUAGUGCGCGUGUUAUCGAAGCGUUGGAGUAAUGCAGAUGCCGCAUUGAAAAAACGCCUGCAGGACGACUACAAGCGUGAACAACAAGAGUUUGUGGAAAUUCGUGCCAAAUAUGAGGCGAAAAUGACUGAUGAACAACGUGCCGAACUGAAACAGCUUAAGCAAGAUGUACAAGACGCUAAAGACCGCCGAAUGAUGCGAAAGCGUAUUAAGGAACUCGGACGUCCGAAAAAACCUGCUUCUGCCUUCUUACGCUUUCUCAUACAAGAACGUACAAAUUCGCCACAAACGCCUAAACAAACAUACCGUGAAUGGCAUCAGAAGUGCACAGAAAAAUGGUCACGCCUCUCCGACAAGGAAAAAGAGGCGUACUUAAUAGAAUCCCGCAAAGACAUGGAAGUGUACAAAAAAGAAAUUGCGCUUUGGGAAGAGAAAAUGGUGCGCCUGGGAAAUAUUGAUGUUGUGCGUCAUGGUAAUUUGAUUGAUCCUCCAGAACCAAAACCAAAGGUUAUCAAACCAAUCGCCUAGUCGGGAUUACAAAUUAAAUAUUUUUACUUAUCUUUAUUCAUUUGUUGUAUUAGGUGCAUUUUAUUUACAUUUUUUGCAUAUAAAAUACAAAAAACAGGAGUACGUAUUUCGUUAAAAAGUA